Messenger RNA from Chironomus riparius, 1758 nucleotides. Lineage: Eukaryota; Metazoa; Arthropoda; Insecta; Diptera; Chironomidae. The record is from the annotation of a GenBank genome assembly.
AAAAAAGUUUCGAAAAAUCGUGCUAAUUUCAGGCGUAGUUUUUCUCCCCUUAACAAAAGUUUUUAAUAUUUUUCUCUAUAAUUAAGGCUCAAAAGUGAAAUGAAUAGCUGUUAAAUUGAUAGCCAAAGCAACAAAAAGACACAACAGAACAAGAAAGAAACAUGAUUGUUUGGUAUAAGAAAGAUAUCUUGUCAAAAACUCAAUUAAAAAAAUUAAGCGAGCACAAAUAUAAUUGCGAAUCAAAUAGUUUAUGCGAUAAGUUACUUCAACCGUGGUGGACAUGGCUCGUCAAUCAAACCCCUCUCUUUAUUGCUCCAAAUCUCUUGACGAUUGUAGGACUUUUUGUUAACAUUAUCACAUCCCUGCUAUUGCUGUAUCAUGCGCCUGAUGCGAAGGCUGAUGCUCCAAGAUGGUGCUAUUUAUCGUGUGCUGUAGGAUUAUUUAUUUACCAAAGUCUCGACGCUAUCGAUGGAAAGCAGGCACGACGAACAAACACAUCGUCACCUUUAGGUGAGCUCUUUGAUCAUGGAUGUGAUUCAAUAUCGACAGUCUUUGUUAGUAUUGCUGCUUGUUGUGCUGGAGGUCUUGGAUAUCAUCCGACUGCAAUGCUUUUAAAUUGUGCAACAGCUAUUAUUUUGUUUUAUGUAGCACAUUGGCAGACAUACAUUACGGGAGUCUUACGAUUUGGAAAGUUUGACGUAACAGAAGCACAACUGUGUAUUAUGGCGAUACAUUUAGUAUCAUUUUUCUUCGGACCUGAGGCAUGGCAUGUGAGAAUAUUAGGAGGCAUUCAGAUUUGGUUCUUGAUGGCAUCAUUCUCAUUAACAACAGCAUUUAUCGUGCUUGUAAAUUUCGCACAAACAAUUAGGAAAGGUGGCAUUGGCAAAAAUGGCUCAACAGUCGCUGGCACAAGCAUAAUAUCACCAAUACUUCCAUUUCUACUGGUCGUGAUUCCAGCUUUUAUAAUAUCAGAAAAAUCACGAAGCCAAAUUUAUUUGAAUCAUCCUGUACUAUAUUUAUUAACAUUUGGAGUUCUUGCCGCAAAAGUAUCAUGUAGACUUGUCGUCGCGCACAUGAGUAAAAGUGAAAUGAAUUUACUGGAUUCAGGACUUGUUGGUCCACUCAUACUCUUCCUUAAUCAAUACUUUAACGAGUUCUUUAAUGAAUAUUAUAUUUUAUGGAUAGCAUUUUUAUGGUGCUCAUAUGACCUUGUUGGAUAUUGUAGCACUGUUUGUCUCGAAAUGGUAUCCUUUCUCAAUAUUAAGCUCUUUACAAUUCCUUAUCCACCACCGCUUAAAGCAAACAAAUCAAAUUCUAGGAAGUAGACAUUUAAAAUUGAUUUAAUUCAGAGAAUACUCAAAACGACAUUAUCAACCGCGUGUUCUCUUCCACAUUCAUCCCCAUCAAAUCCUUACUUUACUUUAGUUAAACGCACACAAAAAUACAUUUAAUAACUUUAAUUGAUUAUUCAACUUUACGGUAAAUCCCGAGAUUUUUAAUUAAUUAUGUUUUUUUUUCUUGAGGCAAGAAACUGAUUUUUAUUAAGUUUUGUUGGAACCAUACGCAUAACUAUUAUAAAGCUCCAUUUAUAGAACUUCUUUUUGGAUGUUGCUAAUUGUUACUGAUAAUUGGUGUAAAUGUUAUUAAUAUAAUUCUAUUAUAUUGAAAGUGAAUAAUUCAUUUUAAGAAAUGAAUUUAAAACAGUUAGAAAAGAACAAAAAGUUUAAUAAAGACGUACACGAAGCGUAGUUUUGUGAA